GGAGGAGGAGGAGGAGAAGGAAGAGCCAGCGGCGGAAGUAAGCGAAAGCGAAGGAGAAGAAGGGGCAGAAGAAGAAGAAGAAGAGAAGAAAGCACGGCCGCGGCGGUGAUCGAGGCGAGGAGAAGGGACCGAUGAGCGCGGGGGGGGAUGGGGGCUCGGGGUUGGGCCCCCCUGAGCUGCCGGGGGCCCAGCCGACUGCCGCGACCCCCCCCAUCCUCGGGCAGCACCGGAACCCCACAACUGCCCAGGACGGACAGCCAGCUACCGCGCAAUCACAGACGGGCCAGACUCUCGGGACCAGCACCGGUGGAGCCAAAUCUGCCACCAAAAGGCCGGCUCGGAGGGGUGGCAAAGCGCCACCCGACAGACCGCUCAGGGCUCUCUUUUGUUUACCCCUUAAGAAUCCCCUGCGCAAAAUGUGCAUCGACGUCGUCGAGUGGAAACCUUUCGAGUGGCUUAUUCUCAUGACGAUAUUCGCGAACUGCGUCGCCCUGGCAGUCUAUACACCAUACCCGUACGGCGAUUCUAAUUUGACCAACCAGUAUUUGGAAAAAAUAGAGUAUAUAUUUCUUGUGAUUUUUACGGUCGAGUGCGUUAUGAAGAUCAUCGCUUACGGCUUCGUGGCCCACCCCGGCGCUUAUCUUCGAAACGGAUGGAAUAUAUUAGAUUUCUCGAUAGUAGUGAUAGGAAUGGUGAGCACGGUGUUGUCAGUACUUAUGAAAGAAGGCUUCGAUGUGAAAGCGUUAAGAGCUUUUCGGGUGCUACGACCUCUGAGGCUGGUUUCCGGCGUACCAAGUUUGCAAGUGGUUUUGAACUCUAUUUUGAGAGCGAUGAUACCCCUUCUCCAUAUCGCUCUGCUGGUUCUGUUCGUCAUCAUUAUUUACGCUAUUAUCGGCCUCGAGUUGUUCUCUGGGAAGAUGCAUAAAACCUGCAGGCACAAUAUCACCGACACGAUCAUGGACGAUCCGAAACCCUGCGGGCCCGGUGGUUUCCAGUGCGACAACGUCGGACCCGACUACUACUGCAGCAAACGGUUCUGGGAGGGGCCGAACUGGGGCAUCACGAACUUCGACAAUUUCGGCUUGGCCAUGUUAACCGUCUUCCAGUGUGUGACGCUCGAGGGCUGGACCGACGUGCUCUACAGCAUCGAAGACGCGAUGGGAAGCUCGUGGCAGUGGAUUUAUUUCAUCUCCAUGGUCAUACUCGGCGCUUUCUUCGUGAUGAAUCUGAUUCUCGGUGUACUGUCCGGCGAAUUCUCCAAGGAGAGGGAGAAGGCAAAGGCGAGGGGUGAUUUCCACAAACUGCGGGAGAAGCAGCAGAUCGAGGACGAUCUCAGGGGUUAUCUGGACUGGAUCACGCAGGCCGAGGACAUCGAGCCGGAAACCGACGAGCCGAAAAUGCAGGACGGAAAGACGAAACAACAGAGCGAGAUGGAGAGCACGGAUCAGUUAGAGGGCGACGAGGAAGGGGUUCAACAGGAAUCCGUCUGGAGGAGGAAAAAGCUGGAUUUCGACAGAGCGAACAGGAGAAUGAGGAGAGCUUGCAGAAAAGCCGUCAAGUCGCAGGUUUUCUACUGGCUAAUUAUAGUAUUGGUUUUCCUGAACACCGGCGUUCUGGCGACCGAGCACUACAAUCAGCCUCACUGGUUGGACGACUUUCAAGAGAUCACGAACAUGUUCUUCAUCGCGCUGUUUUCCAUGGAGAUGUUGCUGAAAAUGUACAGCUUGGGAUUUCAAGGUUACUUCGUCUCGCUGUUCAAUCGUUUCGAUUGUUUCGUCGUGAUCGGCUCAAUCACCGAGAUGAUCCUGACGAAUACACACGUGAUGCCACCGCUCGGCGUUUCCGUUCUCCGUUGCGUCCGGUUGCUCAGGGUAUUUAAAGUGACAAAAUAUUGGAGGUCGUUGUCGAAUUUGGUGGCUUCCCUUUUAAACUCGAUACAAUCGAUCGCGUCUUUGUUGCUUCUGCUCUUCCUUUUUAUCGUGAUCUUUGCCCUCCUAGGCAUGCAGGUAUUCGGCGGAAAAUUCAAUUUCAGCGAUUUGCAGAACAAGCCUCGUCACAAUUUCGACAGUUUCUGGCAGAGUUUGCUGACCGUCUUUCAGAUAUUAACCGGCGAAGAUUGGAACGCCGUUAUGUACGAUGGAAUUAGAGCCUACGGCGGUGUUGCAAGCUUUGGCAUGCUCGCCUGCUUCUACUUCAUCAUUCUCUUUAUAUGCGGUAACUAUAUCCUACUCAACGUCUUCUUGGCCAUCGCUGUCGAUAACCUUGCCGACGCCGAGUCGUUAACUGCCAUCGAGAAGGAAGCCGAGGAAGAGGCAGAGAAAAACAAAUCUCAUAGUGCCUCGCCGACUAGGGACGAGGUUAGCGGGGAGCAAGGUGACGACGGUGGCGAAGGGACUGGUGCGGAGGACGAAGGCGGUGGAACCGACCUCGAGCAUGAUCCGAACGAAACGAUGGAGGAUUAUGAGGCUGCCGUGGACACGGAAACGUCGGAGAAAAGCGAUGACAUGAACACUCACGCCAAGGUACGAUUGAACAUAGAGUCCGACGAGGAAGUCGAGGAAGAAGAGGAAGUCGAACACAACGAGAUGCACGAUGACGGUACGGACCAGGGAGUGUCGGCUAGACCACGGAGAAUGUCCGAGUUCAAUAUGGCCACGAAAAGACAACCGAUUCCAGCUGGUUCGGCUUUCUUCAUUUUCUCACAAACGAACAGGAUUCGAGUGUUUUGUCACUGGCUAUGCAAUCACAGCUACUUUGGCAACGUGAUCCUCGUCUGUAUCAUGAUAUCUUCGGCCAUGUUAGCGGCCGAGGAUCCUCUACGCGCGUCUUCUUCUAGGAAUCAGAUUUUACAGAAUUUUGACUAUUUUUUCACCACGGUAUUUACGAUCGAGAUCUGUUUGAAGAUGAUCUCUUACGGUUUUAUCAUUCACGACGGUGCGUUCUGCCGGUCGGCGUUCAAUUUGCUCGACCUUUUGGUCGUCUGCUCCUCUCUCAUCUCUAUGUCUUUCAGUUCCGGCGCGUUUUCAGUGGUGAAAGUGCUGCGUGUAUUGCGUGUGUUGAGACCUCUGCGCGCCAUCAAUCGUGCCAAGGGAUUAAAGGUAUUUCUCUUUGCUCGUUAUCCGCCAACAGUUAACCUACAAUUUCCCAAAUCGGUCCCGGAUAAUAUACCGGAACCUUGUACGUGUCCCGAAGCAGACGUACAAGCAACAUUCGAUACUAUAACGUAACAUUCAGUCGCGAUUUUAGACCGAGUCGCGUGAACAUUCCAGCAAUCUCGUUGUUCACUGUUUUUUUUUUCUUUUUUU
This is a messenger RNA of Frieseomelitta varia, 3305 nucleotides long. It is a transcript of the gene Ca-alpha1D, whose product is annotated as voltage-dependent calcium channel type D subunit alpha-1-like. Gene Ontology annotation, cellular component: voltage-gated calcium channel complex; membrane. The transcript has 22 exons. Gene Ontology annotation, biological process: calcium ion import across plasma membrane. Bases 132 to 3227 code for a protein of 1031 amino acids. Gene Ontology annotation, molecular function: high voltage-gated calcium channel activity. NCBI's taxonomy places the organism in Eukaryota, Metazoa, Arthropoda, Insecta, Hymenoptera, Apidae. The record is from RefSeq and is a predicted model, not a curated record.